Molecule: messenger RNA, 1032 nt
Organism: Mustela erminea (ermine)
Lineage: Eukaryota; Metazoa; Chordata; Mammalia; Carnivora; Mustelidae
Product: serine protease-like protein 51
Exons: 5
Coding region: 50-997 (315 amino acids)
Biological process (GO): proteolysis
Molecular function (GO): serine-type endopeptidase activity
Source: RefSeq, a predicted model, not a curated record
UUUGGUUAAAUGCAUAGGUUGGGCAAUUCUGGACUGGAAUGAAAAGAAGAUGCUCCAGCUUCUAAUUCCACUGCUUAUGGUGCUCAAGGGACAUGCCCUGGAAGAGCCAGUUCAUUGUGGCCACCGACCUGCCUUUUCAAAUUCAUCAUUGUUAUCAUUUCGUGAACUGUUUGAAGUCCAGGAAGGUGAGUUCCCAUGGCAAGUGAGUAUCCAGAUCUCACGGAAACACCUCUGUGGAGGCUCAAUCAUACAUCGGUGGUGGGUUUUGACAGCUGCCCAUUGCUUCCCAAGAACCCUCUUAAAAAUGACAUUGGGAAAUAUUACCGUGGUCAUGGGAACCAAAAGAUUCAGUGAUGUCCACUUGGAGAGAAAGCAAGUGCAGAAGAUAAUUAUUCACAAAGAUUAUAAACCAUCCCACCUUGACAGUGAUCUCUCCUUGCUCCUGCUUGCCACACCAGUACAAUUCACUAACUUCAAAAUGCCCAUCUGUCUGCAGAAGAAGGAAAGGAUCUGGGACCGGUGUUGGAUGGCAGAGUGGGUGACAGCUUAUGAGCAUGACCUCCAUGACAACUUAAACGUGUACCUGCAGAAGUUGAGAGUGAUGCAGAUUAGCUGGAGAGAAUGCAGCAAGAGAGUAGAUCAGCUCUCUAGGAACAUGGUUUGUGCUUGGAAGGAACCAGGCACCAAAGGCGAUUGCCAGGGAGACAGUGGGGCGCCUAUGGUCUGUACUACUCAUGGAACCCAGAGGCUCUUCCAAGUGGGUGUCUUCAGUUGGGGCACAAGAUCUGGCUUCAGGGGGAGGCCCGGUAUGUUUGUGUCUGUCGCUCAAUUUAUUCAAUGGAUCCAGGAGGAGACAGAAAAGGAGGGAAAAGCCUAUACCAUCUCAGGAGCCUGGAGAAGCUCCCUGCUUCAUGUUCCAAUAUACCCAUUAUUGUUGGGCUUGGGUUCUCAAAUGUUGUUUGCCACCAUGUUUACUAGUGAUAAAUCAAAUCACUAAGCUUUAGACCCAUCUUUACUUCUCCUCCUCCUCCU